AGCUUGUUGUUUAUAAUACAUACUUUCAUAAAUUUACAUUUGCAUCCGGCUUAGCAAUUAAAAAAACACAUACUCUAGAAGUGAAGUUACCCUCUAACCAUAUCAUCCAGGACUUCUAGAGCGCUGCCACUUCGCAAUUGGCGCCCACACGUUUAAACACCAAAUCUAGCCAAAAUGCGAUUGACGUGGCAGACUGAUUCCAUAGCGUUGGCCGCGUUUGUGUUGCUGAGCGUCUGCUUCGUGUUAAGCACAGGCCAGGUCCCUUCCACCGACCCCCAGAGACCAUGGUAUGAGAACCUGCCAGCUGUGGCUAUGGAUUACAAAGUUCACAUAGAUGCUGGCAAAGAAGACUGUUACCACCAAUAUGUGCAAGCAGGUGCCACAUUCUAUGUCUCGUUUAGCGUAGUUCGUGGGGGCGACGGCAUGGCCGGCUUUGCAGUACGCAAUCCUGCUGGUGAGGUCGUCAAGCCCUAUCAAUGGCAAGCCACGGCCGAUUACACCGAUCAAGUUUCCCCUGGUGGCUACUACUCCGUCUGCAUUGACAACCAGUUCUCGCGUUUUGCCGGAAAGCUGGUCAACAUUUACAUUACCGUUGUAAAGUAUGAUGCAUGGGACAAAUAUGCAAAAGAGAUUGAGCAACUGCAGCUAAAUAUGCAAAACUUUACGGCGACGAUUGGCACUGUUGAGCGCAACAUUAACGACAUGCUAGCCUAUCAAUCGCACAGUCGGCAUCGAGAGUCUCGUGAUUUUGCUCUUCUCUUGGACAACAAUUCCUACAUUCAAACAUUCUCUAUAAGCCAAAUUUUGGUUAUUCUGAUAACAUGCUCUGUGCAGGUAUUUUUCGUACGUAAACUUUUUGAAGUAAAGUCUGGCUCCAAGAAUCGGAUUUAAAAAAACCCAUAUAUGCCGCAAUUUCUCACUGACGUAUUCCUUUCUUUCCAUUCUGCUGCCUUAACCGUCUGUCUGUACGGACUGUUUUGGCUAAUCUUUUACUACAAUCUAACAGAACAAGCGCAAACUAAAUAGACUUUUUUAUACUUGUGUGUUUUGCAAAUUAACAAUUCGUUUUAAUGCAAGUACAUACAUAUAUGCGUAGAAAUUUAUGUGAUAAGUGUGUUUAGUGUUUUCAAUAAAAAACAAAUAAUUGGACGUUA
Messenger RNA from Scaptodrosophila lebanonensis, 1154 nucleotides. RefSeq names its product transmembrane emp24 domain-containing protein B (gene loj). NCBI's taxonomy places the organism in Eukaryota, Metazoa, Arthropoda, Insecta, Diptera, Drosophilidae. Gene Ontology annotation, cellular component: endoplasmic reticulum-Golgi intermediate compartment; Golgi apparatus; COPII-coated ER to Golgi transport vesicle. The coding region runs from base 175 to 891 and encodes 238 amino acids. The transcript has 4 exons. Gene Ontology annotation, biological process: intracellular protein transport; Golgi organization; endoplasmic reticulum to Golgi vesicle-mediated transport. The record is from RefSeq and is a predicted model, not a curated record.